Messenger RNA from Somion occarium, 683 nucleotides. The record is from the annotation of a GenBank genome assembly. NCBI's taxonomy places the organism in Eukaryota, Fungi, Basidiomycota, Agaricomycetes, Polyporales, Cerrenaceae.
CCCCAGGUUCUCAGAACUCCUCUUGCACCGUCCAGUUCUAAGUACUCCAGCUCUUACCCGUCUCAUACCAACAUGUUCGCCCGUCUCCCCGCCGCUUUGCUCUAUGUCUUCGUUGCCCUCACCGUUCUUGCGGCCGCCACUCCAGCCCCUCUUGAGGCUCGCGGCGGCGUGCCCCCUACACAGACGAUCACUGUGACUGCUCCGGGUCCGACUGUUACUGAAUCUCCUGGCCAGUGCAACACUGGUCCUAUCCAGUGCUGCAACUCGGUUCAAGCGGCCAGUUCCAACCCUAUAUCCGCCCUCCUGGGCUUGCUCGGAAUUGUUGUCACCGACCUUACUGCCCUCGUCGGUUUGGGCUGCUCGCCCAUCUCCGUCAUCGGCGUCGGCGGAGGAACCUGCAAUGCCAGCCCCGUCUGCUGCCAGAAUAACGCCGUCGGCGGCUUGAUCUCUAUUGGUUGCCUCCCCAUCAUCUUGUAGAUUGGUACGGCGUCCACACAGGCUGUGACAAAGGCAGGGUCGGGUUCUUACGACAUUGCUUCCAAUUUCAUCAGCUAGUGUAUGAUGAUCGGCUUGACGAACAAUGUUUCUGACAAGGUGGAUACUUACGAGUUUCGGGUUUUUUGAAUACGAUAUACGUUUGUGAUUCUGAACUCUGCUUCGUGAAAUAAGGUGGAGUGAGCCUC